CCGGUCCUCGGACAAGGAUAAAAAGAAAAAAAGUACAUGUUUAUUGACCCUUUGUGAUCUUGAAGACGAUAUAUAUUCAGUGUUUGAAAAAUCUGUAACUGCGCAAGCUAACGAUGAGAUAAAUUAGUUCAAAGUUUCACAUUAUUGCUACACUUUCCCUCUCCUUCUUAUCUCCCCCGUGCUAUAUACUCACUCAGUUCAUUAAAUUGUAAUGAUAGGAAGCAUAUUUUAAAGUUUCAACUUACCUGUAGAUAAAGUUAGCAGGGCGUGGUAGCCUCAGUAUUUUUUCCCUUUUUUUAACAUUGCACUCCGUGCUAUUUUUUGUACUCGCUAAAGAUAAAAGCCUACACAGUGGCUUGCAAUGUUUCGCCCUUUGAGAGCGUGCCGUGCAAUUUUAAGCGUGGCUUUGGUGGUAUUAUUUUUCAAAACCUUGAACCUGAUUCUAUUACCAAACAAAUUGUCCGUCAUCUGGCGCCUGAAAAACGAUUUAGUUCAAACACAGAGAAGAAAUCACAUUAUCAGUUCCACCGACGCCACUUGGCAGCCGGUUUUUGGUUCAAGGUAUAAAUUUUACGUUUACUCGGCCUUCGUGGAAUCCCGGACCUUGGAGAUGAUGCCGUUCUUGAAGCCGCCUGCCGUGCGAGUCAUUGGCGUGGCUAGACUGAGAAGGCCAGAAAUUUUGGAGAACGCAUUUUGCCGCUUUUGGUUCGCUGACCGAGAGAACAAAAUCACCGCGACCAACAGCAAGGAGUUCCUAGCAAAGGCAGCAACGGUCCCGAUCAGAGAGCACUGGGACAUGGACUACUCGGCAUGCUUCAUUUUCUGCCCGAUAGCCAACAAAUCCCGAGUGCCUGAAGCAGUGUCCCUGUACGCGGGCGAAAAUAUUGAGACGUUCAUAAAAGGCGACUCGAGCUUUCUGCCAGAAGCCGGAAACACGCUUUCGAUAAACAAGCCGCGCGCUGAAAAGAGGGCGGAGGGAAUCGCGGCGUGCGUGAAGCCACUCUACUCGAAAUUUGUACAGGCUUGGAGUCUGGUAGAGUGGAUUGAAUUGAACCGGAUCAUGGGGGUUUCUCGCUUCCACUUUUACCACCACGAGUCGAGCGAGGGUCUUAAGUGCGUACUCGACGAAUACGUGCGGAUCGGCGUGGCGACGCUGCUCGACUGGAACCUUCCUCUGGUGUCACAAGUUGAGGUGCGCACGGAAAACAUGUUUUCAUCGCUGAACGACUGCCUGUACCGACACAUGUUCAGCCACAAAUACGUUGCGUUCAUCGACAUUGACGAAUACGUUGUGGUCAAGAAGAACGAGAGCCUGAUGGGGCUGCUGCGCCGGUUGGAAGUGGACAACAUCGACGUCGCCUCCUUCGUAUUUCGCAACGCGUUUUUCUACUUGCAGUGGGCCGAUGACCCAGCCUACGAAGGACUCGACCUGGUGACGCUAAAGAAGACAAAGAGAAUCGCCGCGAUGAACGAUGCCAAGAACCGGAGCAAGUAUAUUUGCAGGCCCGAGAUGGUGUCCGAGGUUGGCAACCACUUCCUGUGGGAGAUGGCCAAGAAGAGGUUUUCGCAGGCCAUCGUCCACCCAAAUACAGCCAGCCUGCAUCACUACAGGAACUGCGAAUUCGGAGAAGAAAAAUGCGUGGGCACAGAGUCCGUGCGGGACACGGCCUUGUGGGCUCACCGCGAAGAGCUGCAUGCGCGAGUUCAAGAAAUUGAAGCGGUUCUAGUCCAAAAAUGCCAUCUCGAACCUUUGAGAAAGAUUAAAAUUAGAAGAUUUUCUUAAAAGCAGAACGACCAAACAAUAUUUUUGGUUUCUCUGCUUAUAUUUAUUUUAUUGUAAUAUGUAACUAUUAGCAAUAAUAAAAAAUAACAUAUAUUUUGCUUUACACGUA
This is a messenger RNA of Cloeon dipterum, 1892 nucleotides long. Its product is annotated as glycosyltransferase family 92 protein F13G3.3-like. The transcript is spliced from 4 exons. The record is from RefSeq and is a predicted model, not a curated record. NCBI's taxonomy places the organism in Eukaryota, Metazoa, Arthropoda, Insecta, Ephemeroptera, Baetidae. Gene Ontology annotation, molecular function: glycosyltransferase activity. Gene Ontology annotation, cellular component: cytoplasm. The coding region runs from base 362 to 1783 and encodes 473 amino acids.